Molecule: messenger RNA, 1269 nt
Organism: Mesorhabditis belari
Lineage: Eukaryota; Metazoa; Nematoda; Chromadorea; Rhabditida; Rhabditidae
Source: the annotation of a GenBank genome assembly
AUGAUAUUGAGAUAUCCAAUAUUUGUGAUUCUUUCCUAUUACUCGACGACAAUUAUCGCCAAUGAGGCAUUCUCGCCAUGCAAUGGGAAAUCGCAAUUAGGUGGAGUGUGUGAUAUGAACGCCGAUUGUGAGCAUAAAGGAUCGAUUUGUCUCCGAGGGAGAUGCAGAUGUCAUCCUCAUUACAUGGAAGCGCUUGAUGAAAAGGGAAGAAAUCCGAGAUGUAAAUCGUUGCCGUCGAAAAUCGGAGCUGCUUGUGUUGCGAAGUGCCGAGAGCCGUUAUUUUGUCGAAAUGGCGAAUGUCAUUGUGUGCAACGUGGAGCAACGAGGAUACAAGGAUCCGAAUGCACGACAACUUCUCGUGUCGGUGAUCGUUGCUCUCGUCACUAUGAUUGUACGGCUCCUUUCUCGGCUUGUCUCAAUUCGACAUGUGUCUGCAUCUCGGGCACAAUACAACAAGGUUCUCGUUGUGUUGCAGCAGCGAAUUGUCCCCUUGGCGGAUUGCCCGGACAAACGUGCGUGAGAAAGACGAGUCCAUAUAUGGUUCACAACUUACCACCGGAUCAAGACAAUUGUCCGCCUGGGCAGAUUUGCGUGACCCCAUCAGAUUCCCCGAUCGGUCACUGUUGUCCAAUCUCGUGCCCACUUUCCUCGCAUUCAGAUCCACAUUACAGCUGUGAUCCAACAGCUUCUUCCACGGAUCGAUGCCCGAAUGAUACUCAUUUCUGUCAUAUGUUGUCAGAUGGUGGUUUCUCGUUCGCGAUUUGUUGUCGUCGUCCGUGUCAUUCUAUGGCUCCAAAUGCUCUUUUCGCGAAUAAUGCCUGCAUUCCGCGAUCACAGCUGAAUGGAGCUUGUUUCUCGGAUGCACAAUGCGGGGGAGCAGAGGGAAUGCAUUGUGUACAAGGUCAAUGCGAGUGUCUAUCGGGAUUUCAUCCAUCCGUCGACACACUCACUCAUCCACUGAAGAACCCGUCGAAUGGAUGCACACGAGAUUGUACACAAGAGAGUUUGAGUAGAGAUACGAGUUGUAUGAAAACAUCAACCCUCGGUGGUCAAUGUUUCAUUCAACAACAAUGCCCUCCGAGUUCUGGAUGCUACAGAGGCCGGUGUCUUUGCAGAUGUGGCUUUGAGCAAGUCGGUAACAAAUGUGUUCCCCUUCCACCACCAUCCACCACAACGGCGGCACCGAGUCUCAAUGUACCUGGACUACCGAAAGGGAAUGAUCUCUUGCAAUUUUUCGGAGAUCUUUUUGGUGCAGGAGCACCUGCUGGA